Lasiosphaeria miniovina is the source of this 1143-nucleotide messenger RNA. RefSeq names its product NmrA family protein. Bases 1 to 1143 code for a protein of 380 amino acids. Lineage: Eukaryota; Fungi; Ascomycota; Sordariomycetes; Sordariales; Lasiosphaeriaceae. Gene Ontology annotation, cellular component: nucleus. The record is from RefSeq and is a predicted model, not a curated record. The transcript has a single exon.
AUGGCCCACCCCCUGAAAAUCUUCGUCGUCGGCGGCACCGGCGCCCAGGGCCUGCCGGUGGUGCGCGGGCUCGCCGCCGACGGCAAGUACGCGGUGCGAGUCCUGACACGCGACCCGACGUCGCGGCGGGCAAAGGAGCUCGUCACGCUGGGCCCCAACGUGGAGCUGCUGGCGGGCUCGUUCACGUCGGAAGCGGACCUGCGGGCGGGGUUCGCGGGGUGCUGGGGCGCGUUCGUCAACGUCGACGGCUUCGCCACGGGCGAGGCCAUGGAGAUGUUCUGGACGGCGCGGUGCUUUGAGAUUGCCGCCGAGAGCGGCGUCGCCAUGUACGUGCACGGCAACCUCGACUACGGCCACAAGCUCGGCGGCUACGACGCCCGCUACCGCUGCGGCCACUACGACGGCAAGGGCCGCAUGGGCGAGUGGAUCCAGCUGCAGCGCGCGGCGGCCAAGAAGGAUGGCAACAGCGGCGGCAUGAAGGCCGCCGUCUUCACCACCGGCCCGUACAUCGAGAUGGUGCUGUCGCCGCACACGCCCAUGGCACCGAGUGUCGAGCGCGACGACGACGGCGACGAGGUGGUGACGUGGCGGGUGCCGCUGACGGCGGGCGGGGCGGUGCCGCACGUGGCGCUCGACGACUGCGCGGCGUACGCGCGGUGGCUGUUUGACAACCCCAGCGGCGCCGACGGCAUGGACCUGGCCGUGGCCAUCGACCACAUCGGCUACGCGGAGCUGGCGGCCGCCUUUGCCAAGGUCACGGGCCGCAAGGCGCGCUUCGUCGACGUCAGCCUCGACGAGUACUGGCAGGGCCCGUACUGGAGCAAGGCCGCGCCGCUGCAGACGGGCUACACGGCCGACCCCGCCAGCCCGGCCGCCAUGACCAUCCGCAACAACUUCUCGGGCUUCUGGCGGCUGUGGCAGGCCUCGGGCGGCAACAAGGGCGUCGUCCGCAGGGACUAUGCGCUGCUGGACGAGAUUCACCCGGCGCGCAUCCGCAGUGCCGAGGAGUUCUUCCGUCGCGAGGACGAAAAGGCCCGGGCUCAAGGCCGCGGGUCGCUGUGGGACGCCGUCGCCGUGAAACCGCAGUUCAUCUUGAAGAUUCACGAGGACGGCAUGGCGCAGGGCCCGAAACAGAAAAUUUAG